This is a messenger RNA of Paramecium octaurelia, 1628 nucleotides long. The record is from the annotation of a GenBank genome assembly. Lineage: Eukaryota; Ciliophora; Oligohymenophorea; Peniculida; Parameciidae.
AUGUAAAAUACACAUAGUUGUUAAUUACGAACCUUGGGAUUUGUAAAAAACUAUUAGCCAGAUUCCAAUUCAAAUAAUAUCAUUAACCACACUCUUUAUCAUAAAUAUGCAUCCUCUCAAAAUUACUAUUAUACUAGAGAAAUUAACGAGAUUUUAAGUAAGCAACGAACUUCAUCUGUAAUUUUGUUUUAAGUAUCAAAGCGAUCUAAUAAUAGGAUUAUUUGCAUUAUGAUGAUGAGGAUGAAUAUCUUAGAAGAUUCUAUUUAUAAGAGGUAUAUGCUAAUAAAAUGAAAUUGCUUAAAGAGUUUUAUAAAUAUCACAAAGAUCUUCCAAGAUUUACAUUGACUUAAAAAAUACUCUAAACUCUAAAUUAUUACUAUGAUAAGCGUAGAAAAUUAGAUUAUUAUAGAAUCUAGAGAUAAAUAGAGUUUGAAAAUAAAUAAAAUCCCUAAUUACCCCAAAAAGGAAUAGUUGGAGACAAGCCUAUUGAAUCUGAAAGUACACCAAGAUCAGCAAGCAGUUCAACCUCAAAUGUGAAUACAAAUGUUGAAAAUAUACUUAAGGACAUAACCAGAUAAGAAUCAAAGCAAUAAAUAGAGAUCAGUAAAAUAACUUAGAUCUAGGAGGAAUAACAAAGUGAGAUCAUUAAAAUAAUCAAUAUGAUUAGCACACCGCAAAUCAAGAAUUAUUAGGUCUUUAAGAAAUCUAAAAACAAUUUCAAGAAGCAGUUGAAACUUGACGAAUUAGGUCUAUCAUUAUCGUCAAGAAUACAGCAGAACCCACAAGAAGCCAAAAUGCCUCUCUCGGCUCGAUAUCCUUCUUAUUCACUAAGCAGAGUUAAUUAUAAGCAUUAAUCAUUAUCGAAGGAGAAGACUGCUGAUACACAUUUAAUAAAGGAUAAUUUAUUAUAAUUAUUUAACAAAUGUCCAACUACAAAAAAGAUGAAAAUUGAAAAUAAAAGUAGCUCAAGAAACAUUCAAUUUGAUUAGAAAAAAUUAAUACCUGAAAUAAAGUAGUUAGAAUUGAAAAUAAUUAAAUCACUCUAAGAAAUAGAGAAAAAUAAGAAUACUUAAAAAAUAGUGUCUUUAGAUAGCAAAGCUUUACACCAAAUACUCAGUAAAUUUAGUAAACCGCAAUCUCAAAGACACAUUUAAUAAGUUGACUCAUUCAAAAGCACUUCUAAUCAGUCUAUUAAGAUAACCAAUAGCAAAAUUGCUAUGCAAAAGGCUUACACUCCAAGAAAUAAAUUCAUGAACUCAAAACCUAAUGAAGCCAAUCAGUAACAUCCCAAAAAAUCAAUAGAAAAAUAGUAAUAACUAGUUAAAGCACUUGAUCUCAAGAAAUUGAUGGUCUACAAAUCAGAAAAAUCUGCAAAGACAGAAAGAGUAAAGAAAAAUGUUCCUGCUUUAAAUCUAAAUGCAGUUUAGAUUAACAAUUAGUCUUCACUUACAUCCAGAAAUUAAAGUGGCAAUCCGAGCUUUAUCUAAUUGUUAACUCCAAAGCCACAAACUAGCAGAUACAAAGCUAAUAAUCUUAUUCAUUGGUAAGUCAAGGCAAUUUAAGCUGCUUAAAGAGAUUAUAAAUUAUAGUUAAAAACUUAAUAAAUGAAAAUAGAACAAUUAAUUUGA